CUCGUUCAGACGCAUACACUCUCUCUCUCUCUCGGCGAGAGGCGCUACAUUAUUAACUCGGGACUGCAGCAACCCCACCAUCCUGCCCAACCUUUCAGCGGAUUUCCCACAUACGCCAUUCGGCCCCGAAACCAUACUAGGGCCGUUGAUUCGGAGGGAGGGAGCUGAGGGAGAGGUCGGAGAUCGCUGGCGGAGGAGGGGGCAGCAUCGGGGAGCCCAGAGUGAACAAUGAAGGGGCGCCCUUCCUUUGCCCCCACAAUCAUCCUCCUCCUCCUGUGCCCACCGGGGAGCCGAGCCAGCUGCUCCACAGGGACAGCGAACGAGUGCAAGAAAGCUCUGCUAGCUCCGGGCGCAGACCUGGCAGGGGAAGGGUACAACGUAGUCAAGCUGCACCGGACGGGGGCGUUCGCCGUGGAUAUGAGGACCUGGCGCCAUCGGGACGGCACCUGCACCCUGUGCCGCAACUCGCAGAUGGAGGGGGCCGUGCAGCGCUUGCCAAGGGCGGUGACGGACUGGCGCGUCAGGUCCGAGUGCCAGCGCCAUCUCAGUACCAAGCUGUACGAGUCGGCAAGCGAGUUGGAGGACUCGGGGUCCUCACUGGUGGACAGUUCGUGGAGUGCGGGGCUGGAGAUCAACGUGAACCCCGAGAACAGUGGCAAGCUGAUGGUGCUGGGCACCAAGUCCAAGUUGGCCGAGUUUGCCCACAAACGGAGCUCCAGCGACCGGUACAGCUUCGCAUCCCAUACCUUCCAGUGCCAGCUGUACGAGUACCGCCUGGUGCACAGGCCUCGGCCCACGCCCCAGUUCAUCCAGAUGGCACGCCGCCUCCCCUGCAGGCUGGACUCCUCCACCCGCCUCUUCUACCAGCAGUUCCUGCACACCUUCGGUACCCACUACAUCAGCGGGGUGAGGCUGGGGGGCCGCAUCCGCGACGUCACCGCCCUCCAGACCUGCAAGGUGGCAUCCGAGGGACAGACUGUCGAGGAGGUCAAGGACUGCUUGGAAAUCGAGGCUGAGGCACAGGUGGACUCCAAGGUGCAGAUGAACGCCAAGUAUAAGGCCUGCCAGGAGGCCCGUGCCAAGCUGGCAGGCCAGAAGAGCUUCAGCCAGGAGUACAGCGACCGACAGGUGGAGGUGACGGGCGGCACCAUUGGGACUGGGACCACUGAUCUGCUCUUCUCAUCCGGGGAGACCUCAAACUUUGGGACCUGGCUCUCGGGCCUGGCCUCCACGCCGGGGGUGAUCUACCACCGGCUGGAGCCACUGCACCUGCUCGUACCCGGCCCCAAGUCAAACCCCAGGAGGCACAACCUGAAGCGGGCCCUUGUGGCCUACAUCAUGGGCCACGCGGAGGGGGCCGCGGGCCGCAACUGCUCGGUGAUGUGUCGCCGGGGCUCGACCCCCGACCCCCGGCAGCCGUGCGCCUGCCGUUGCCGUCAGACUCAGGAGGUGGACGGCCUGUGCUGCCCCCGGGGCAAAGGCUGGGGCCUACUGGAGGUGACAGUCAAUCGGGGCCAGGAUCUGUGGGGGGACUACGUGGGCGCCACCGACGCCUACGUGCGGGUCCGUUACCGCCGGACCACGGGGCCUGAGCUGGUGGCUACCACCUCAGUAGUGGUGAACAACAACAACCCUGUAUGGAACGCGGUGCUACGCCUGGGGGAGGUCCAGCUUGGGCCUGAGGGGGAGGACGCGCUCACCGGCCUGACGGUGGAGUGCUGGGACCAGGACCACGGCUACGAUGACGACCUGCUGGGCUCCUGCAAGGCCUCACCGCUGACCGCUGGCCGCAGGCCCCACGUCUGCUACUUCAGCUACGGCAGCCUCUCCUUCGAGGUCAGCCUGACCUGCGGGCCGCACCUGGGGGGGAUCCGCUGUCGCCAGUACGUUGCUCAACCGCUCCCGGGGUAGAGGCGGCUAGCCCCAGCCCUUCCUUAACACAUCCUCGCCCCCUCACACCGAGGGGGCUCGGCCUAGACCCUCCACAACACCCCCACCGAGGGGGCUAGGCCUAGACCCUCCUUAACAUCCCCCACCGAGGGGGCUAGGCCUAGACCCUCCUUAACAUCCCCCACCUGCACCGAGGGGGCUAGGCCUAGACCCUCCUUAACAUCCCCCACCUGCACCGAGGGGGCUAGGCCUAGACCCUCCUUAACAUCACCCCCCCGCACCGAGGGGGCUAGGCCUAGACCCUCCUUAACAUCACCCCCCCGCACCGAGGGGGCUAGGCCUAGACCCUCCUUAACAUCCCCCACCUGCACCGAGGGGGCUAGGCCCAGCCCCUCCUUAACAUCCCCCCGCCCGCACCGAGGGGGCUAGGCCUAGACCCUCCUUAACAUCACCCCCCCGCACCGAGGGGGCUAGGCCUAGACCCUCCACAACACCCCCACCUGCACCG
This is a messenger RNA of Stegostoma tigrinum, 2398 nucleotides long. Its product is annotated as perforin-1-like. The coding region runs from base 229 to 1911 and encodes 560 amino acids. The record is from RefSeq and is a predicted model, not a curated record. Lineage: Eukaryota; Metazoa; Chordata; Chondrichthyes; Orectolobiformes; Stegostomatidae. The transcript has 3 exons.